GUGCGCAGGCGCAGAAGGCCCGGCAGCCGGCUCCUGGAGCCUCCGUUCCUUCCGCUUUCCCGGCUGGCCCCGCGCAGCGCCUGCGUGCUCAGUGACCUUUCCCAGACUUUUGGAAAUCUGGUGUGGCCUGUGGCCUUAGUCCCGCUGAGAUGCUUCAAAGCCUUAUUAAGAAUGUCUGGGUCCCCAUGAAACCCUACUAUACCCAGGUUUACCAGGAAAUUUGGGUAGGAAUGGGGUUGAUGACCUUCAUCCUUUAUAAAAUCAGGAGUGCUGAUAAAAGAAGUAAAGCUUUGAAAGGCUCAAGUUCUGCACCUGCCCAUGGUCAUCACUAACCGCUCACCGAGUCCACUCAAGAUGAAUCCUGUCGGCUAAACUUAAGCAAGUGUGUUAGAUGGGAACAUGAAACAUCGCUGUACACUUCCCUAAGUACCAUUUACAACGUGGCAUCAAUAAAUGUGUCUGAGUAGCA
Molecule: messenger RNA, 469 nt
Organism: Arvicola amphibius (Eurasian water vole)
Lineage: Eukaryota; Metazoa; Chordata; Mammalia; Rodentia; Cricetidae
Gene: Atp5mj
Product: ATP synthase membrane subunit j
Exons: 4
Coding region: 150-332 (60 amino acids)
Cellular component (GO): mitochondrion
Source: RefSeq, a predicted model, not a curated record